This is a messenger RNA of Salvia miltiorrhiza (redroot sage), 501 nucleotides long. RefSeq lists its product as uncharacterized. NCBI's taxonomy places the organism in Eukaryota, Viridiplantae, Streptophyta, Magnoliopsida, Lamiales, Lamiaceae. The coding region runs from base 100 to 396 and encodes 98 amino acids. The transcript is spliced from 2 exons. The record is from RefSeq and is a predicted model, not a curated record.
UUUAUUUUUAUUUUUAUUGCGUUAAGUUUAUCUAUAAAUACGAAGUCAGAGGUUGUACAGUUGACAGCAGUGAGCAUAGAAGUAUCACCUUGUCCGAAGAUGGCAAAGAGCAGAGCUUUCUCAGCUUCAUUCCUUCUCUCUCUUCUUCUGUUUUCCUAUGUUUGUGAUGCAAGGAAAGAUCCAGGAGAGGUGUGGAAGGCUGUAAUGGAUGAAGAGACUAUGCCUAACGCAAUCAAAGAUCUUAUCGACGAGGGCUCGAGCUCCAACUCGAAUAUGAAAAUGGAUCGUUUUGUUAGGGAUUUCGAUGUAAAGCCUAAUGUUAUAAUAUAUCACCACCGUGAGCAUGCUCAUACUGAAAAACAGAUCAAGCUGCCGUUUGGUAUGGAAGGUAAUUAGGUGUCGUAUGCCAAUAAAUUAAAUUUGUGUAACAUAUGUAAGGGUUUGAGUUUGGUAGUGGUUAUUAAAAUUGUUUUAAACCUAUGUUUUCAUAGUUUGGAUUCA